Messenger RNA from Linum trigynum, 1337 nucleotides. NCBI's taxonomy places the organism in Eukaryota, Viridiplantae, Streptophyta, Magnoliopsida, Malpighiales, Linaceae. The record is from the annotation of a GenBank genome assembly.
AGAAAUCGAAAACCCCCAAAUCAAAACAAACACUACUCCUCUAUCUCCUCUGUUUUCCAUCUCCGAUCUCCCUUUCUCCGUCGGAGAAAGAGGAAAAGAGGAAGAAGAAAACCGCAACAGCCUGCGGCAAUGGCUUCCGGAUCGGCCGCGGCGGACGGGUUCUUCAGGAAUUGGGUCUUCGAAGGCUCGCUGUCGGGCGCCGACUACGGGAUCGAGCGGCGGCCGUACCACCGCAACUGCAAGUGCGCGCUCCACGAAAAAUCCCGCGACGGCGGCGGAGGCGGAAGUUGCGGGAACUGCAAGAACACCGUCUCCUACAAGAUCCGCCGCUCCUGGAGCGAGGGCUCCCUUGCUCUGGCGUCGGCGGCGACGUCCGGUGCUGGAUCCGGAUCGUCCCCUUCGUGUUCGUCCAAUUCGUCUCCUCACGCCGCCGGGCACGGACUUCCUCCAUCGCCGUCGUUGCAGGCCCUCGCGCGGAGUAUGAGCAGAGACGAUCUUGCGUCUUACUCCGGGAGCAGAUGAAAGGCGGAAGGAAGAUCGAGAUCUGCCGUCUCCGGCCAGCUGGAAUCAAAUCAAAUGUGGGAAUCUAAUUUAGAAGGAAAUGUAAAAAAAAGGAAAAAAAAAAGAGGAAAGUUACAGUUUGGUGCUUGUCUUCUCUCUUCGUUGCUAAUCCGGUCCUUGAUCUUUUGUAGAGGGGAAAAAUUGCAUAAAUGUCAGGUGUAGACAGUAGGGCUCUGUUUCUCUGUUCUGGCCUUAAUUAGGUGUUGGUGUUGUUAACUCUGUUCGUUCAUUGUUAAUAUAAGUACAUGGGACUCCUUGUUAUCUCUGCCAUAGCAGCAUACAUUACUCGUUGAAUUACGUCGAAAAGCUCGAAUUCGCGCCGACUGAUUGUUCGAAUGAGUAUAGCUAAUGUAAGUUCUUCAUAAUGAUCUUGGGAUUAACAUCACAUGAUGGAUGAUUAAUGGUCACUGUUGAUUAAUUAGUAGGGUGAUUAGUGGUUUAAUUAUGGUUUAAGGGCAGAGGAUGGGGAGCCACACUGCUCACUAGCCAGCCAGAGCCAGGCUAAUCCCAGCUGCUGGAGGGAAGAUGCUUGCUUAAUAGCGUAUUCUACGUGUUGGUGGUCGGCUGCCUACUUCCUUUUUCCUUCUUUUAUCCCGUUGGAAGGAAAAUCUUCGACCUAGAUUUCGUUGUAGUAAACAAAAUUUACAUUUGUUCCUCUCUGCUCUUUUUAAGCGGCGUUGGAGGAGUAUGAGAGAUGAGAGGUAUUAGAUCAUUUCCGACUUUUGUAGUAGGUUCUUGGUUGUUUAAGUCAAGUAUAAUAAAUCGAAACCAUAUCU